Messenger RNA from Drosophila sulfurigaster albostrigata, 1421 nucleotides. RefSeq lists its product as uncharacterized. The transcript is spliced from 5 exons. The record is from RefSeq and is a predicted model, not a curated record. NCBI's taxonomy places the organism in Eukaryota, Metazoa, Arthropoda, Insecta, Diptera, Drosophilidae. The coding region runs from base 120 to 1298 and encodes 392 amino acids.
GCAGAGACACAGUCGCUUGUAAGACAGCUGAAGACAAAGUCGUCUUAAGUGAGACGUUAAGGAUAUACACAACACACACACACCUCAAGCAUUUAUAGGAAGCAACAAAAGCCAUCGCAAUGAGAGCGUUUGCCUUGUUAACCGUUAUCGCUAUUGCCUGUUGCGGCACCGGCCUUGUUGCCGGCGACGGUCUACGUCUACCGGACCAGCAGUCGUCCAACAACAUACAGCAGAUCUAUGCACCGCAACCGCAGCAACAACAGCAGACGUUGCAGUUCCAGCAAUCGCCACAGCAACAGCAAGGUCAACCGGGAGUGGGAGAGGAGCGAGGACGAUCAUCUAUAUUGAGCAUCUUUGGGCUGGGCAACGACAAUGAUCCCUACUUGGCGCGCACCAACAGUAACUGCUUGGGCGGAGAUCUCUCCGAAUGCUUUAAGACACAGGCCCUCAAUACGUUCGAUGAAAUUUUCUAUAAGGAUCAGUAUCGUCUAUCGGACUUUGCUCGUGUUGUGCGUCUGCCCGAGACUCAACAGCGUUCGCUGCUGCAGGAGCCCUUCGAGUACUCCGAGGAGCCGCGUUCUGAGGACGAUGACUGGAAUUUGCUGGUGAAAUACGCCCUGCGUCGUGCCGAGCGCUUUAUCAAGUCCACUGCCUUGGAGGUGGAAUGGCCAGAGGAGCUGACUGAGGCUGGUCGCUAUGAGGCCCGCUUCAUUGGCAAUGACAUUGAUGAUGAACUGGAUGUCAUUGAGAACAAGCGUGCCGGACACUUCUCUCGCAAGAAGCUGAAGAAGAUGAUUAUUCCUCUGCUGCUGGUGCUGAAGAUCUUCAAGUUGAAGCUGCUGCUCUUCCUGCCCUUCAUUCUGGGCAUUGCUGGUCUAAAGAAGAUUCUCGGUCUGGCUGCCAUCAUUCUGCCCGGUCUCUUUGCUUACUUCAAGCUCUGCCGCCCGCCAGGCGGCGUGGGCGGUGCCUUUGGUGGGGGACUGUCUGGCCUCUUUGGCAACAAGAACACAUUCCCAGAAUACACGCCCCAAGGCGUAGGCGCUGCCACCUACUAUCAUCAUCACGAGCACUAUGAGGGCGGACAUGGCGGUCCCGGACCCUAUUACAACCAGGGCCCAUCGUUUGCCAAGCCGUACAGCGACUACUACAGCAAGAGCAAUGUGGGCCAGCCUCAGCCGCAAGUGGGUGGCAACUCUAUUAGCUUUGGCGAUGCCCAGGAAGCGGCAUACAAUGGUUACUAUGGCCGCAACACAGGCAAGGACAUUGCUGCCGCGCCUGCGACGGAGCAGAAGAGUUAAAUGAUGAUGGUCGUGGCAGGUCGAGACAGUUCGUGUCAGGCUCGCGCUUUUGUUAUUGCAUUCCUAUAAGCAUAUUUAUUACACUAACUGUAAAUAAAAGCUCAAUGUUAAGUUCAAAGCAAA